Molecule: messenger RNA, 869 nt
Organism: Ceutorhynchus assimilis (cabbage seed weevil)
Lineage: Eukaryota; Metazoa; Arthropoda; Insecta; Coleoptera; Curculionidae
Source: the annotation of a GenBank genome assembly
CAAAUAUCAAUUUUGGAAAUAACAAAUAACUAUAGGUAGCCAUAUUCUACCACAAUGAAAUCAAUUGAAAACAAAGUAUAAGGAAACUAUUAUCAGGAUACGAGCUUCAGGAGAAACUCUCGAAUCUAUUUAGUUACCUACCACUACCAAUAAUUCGUCUAUAGAGUCGAUGGUAAAUUUCUAUGGUAUUAAAAUUGCUAAUAAAAGGGGCCCCUGUUGGCAUAACGACUAAAAGAACAAUACAAACAAGCCGCAAAGCAGCUGACAAAAACUAGAAGCAUCAGUUUUAAAUUGUAUAUUUUCAAAUAGAAAUGACAUGGAAAGAAACUGUUUGUGCAUUUUCAAAAAAUGUUUUCCCUGGAAUCAAGUUUAGCAGCAGUGGUAAAGAAAUCCGCGAGAAUGAAGUAAAAUCAAAUUUACCACUGCAAAUGUCUGCCUAUUUCAAUGUCGUAUUUAUUCCGAUAUGGGUUUUGGUAUUAUUCAUCUUUCUACUGGACAAUUACUCUGACUUCGGAAAGCUUACCAAAGUAAUAAUUGUAACUAUUCUCAGUACCAUUUUUACAGUGGAAAUACUCCGACUAUACAUGGUUUAUGAAGGAAAUUUAAAUGAUAAGAUUCCCGAAUUGGCAGGUUUCUGGAUGUUAUCAGUAUUCCUUCAGCUACCGUUGCAAGGCCUUCUGCUAUUCAACCCCUAUUUCCAGCUACGCGUUUUAGAAGUGGUCUGUCAAAGUGUAAUCUUUAUGUUGUUAAUUAGUCAAAUUAUUUUCGGGUAUUUCGCUUUGAGAUAUACCGCAUCGCAACAAGCUAAAUAUUAUCAAUUUAGAAAUGAAUUAAGAGCCAGUUUGAGAAGAGAUAAGACAGAAAAAUAA